Molecule: messenger RNA, 652 nt
Organism: Aspergillus brunneoviolaceus CBS 621.78
Lineage: Eukaryota; Fungi; Ascomycota; Eurotiomycetes; Eurotiales; Aspergillaceae
Exons: 1
Coding region: 1-516 (171 amino acids)
Source: RefSeq, a predicted model, not a curated record
AUGAAGCCUUCAAUCGCAUUUGAGGGGAGAUUGUGGCAUGUUUUUGCAUGGGCGAUGGGUCCGCCAAGGCCUCUGGGUGGAUUCCUUCGGGCGAGACCAAACAGGCAGAUUAGGGCAAGACAUGGUCUCAAUCGGGGUCAACGCCACCAGACGCUGUCACAUUGGGGACUUCACCGCACCCGUUCCUCCGUACUCCUGGAGCCCAGGGCCCAGGAAGAUUCCAAGAUUCCAGGUUCACCCUCGGAAACUGUGACCAGUCAAGCAGCCAAGAGCGAUCGAACCACCCAUGGUGCCCUUGGGGAGAUUGCCUGCGGCGGUGUCGAGUUAGAGAGUAAGACCCAGGAGAGGCAUCCGAGCCCCGUCCAGACCCCGUCCGGGUCCUGUCUUGCCUGCUGGCCUCCUGUCUCGAAUGAAGCCAAGCCGCCGCUGCCACAAAAGGGCUUGGCAGGGAACUUGCCUCGGCGGAUGGGAGCGAGCCAGACGCUCUCCGGUGGAGGCGGGCAGCAUUUAAGAUGAAACGUCGCGUCUUGGCGGGCUCCGCUCCAGUUCGCCGGCAUUCAGAAUUUCAUCCUCUGGACGGAUUCCGGAGUAGACCCUGCUCCAAGGGCCCUGAUAUAAGACCCUUCUCCUUGCUACUGCUGCUGUGCCUUUU